This is a messenger RNA of Oncorhynchus gorbuscha (pink salmon), 2202 nucleotides long. RefSeq lists its product as uncharacterized. Lineage: Eukaryota; Metazoa; Chordata; Actinopteri; Salmoniformes; Salmonidae. The coding region runs from base 99 to 908 and encodes 269 amino acids. The record is from RefSeq and is a predicted model, not a curated record. Gene Ontology annotation, cellular component: nucleus. The transcript is spliced from 11 exons.
CGGAUUCAUUAAACCAGGUGAAACCAAUCCUGGAUAGGUGCGCGCUCACGGCUCACUCAAAUAGACCCCGCCACAGAUCACAGAUUAACUGAUUUACCAUGGCAACUAGAGCCGCGUACUUUUCCCCGUCGGAAGCACAAAUCCUCAUGGAGGCAUACGAGGAGGUAAAAGAUAUAAUUAAGAAGAAAGGCAACACCGCCACAGUGAUAAAGCAAAGAGAAAAAGCGUGGCAAAGUAUUGCAGACCGCCUGAAUGCAUUAAACAUGAACGGGCCAAAACGGACAUGGCAGCAGGUCAAAAUCAAAUACAAGAACAUUCUGCAGAAUGCAGUGAAAAAGAAUACCCACAGACAAGGCACGGGUGGUGGGUCACCAAAGGCUGACCUUACCCCAGCAGAGGACAUGGCCUUGGAGCUAAAUAAAGGCAGGCCCGUCUUAGAGGGGAUCCCUGGGGGGAAAGAGACGAGCAUAGGUUCCUCCCAAGAUGCCACCCGCUUCAUUCAAGUGUCUGGCAGCACUGUGUUCCUGUUAGAGCCACCAGCACAAGCACCAGACGAUGCUGAUCCAGGUGAAGGCCCCAGUGCAGCAGCAACAGCACAUGAUGGAGACGAUGAUGAUGAGGAGGAGACCAUCUCUCUGGAUUCCAGAAGGCAUGAGGACCCAGAUGCUAUACAGUGGGAAAACCAGCCUGGCAACAUAAGCUCACAAGCUAUCAGAAAGUUGUAUGGCAACCACCUCCGGCGCCAAAUAGAACUGGCAGACAUAGACAUUCAGUACAAGAAGAAAAAGAUGGAAAAUCUUGCACUGGAGUCCGAAAUAAAAAAGAGGACAAUUAGGAAACUGGACCUUGAAAUAAAAAAACUUGAGAGGGAGCUCCAAGAAGAUGACACAGCUCAAAAUAAAAAUUAGGUAUAUUCUCGUAAAGUCAAGUGAGCCAUGACAUAUGAGCUCUUAUUGUGAGCACACAGGACGGUGGCAUCUUUCUAAGUUUUUUUAUAUUUUCCCAGCAAUCAGUACAACCAAGUCAUCGUUAUAAGGCAUCGCCCUCUUUUGCCCACCCCCCCCAGCACCAGGUGUGGCCACUAGCCUAUAUGAAGGCCCAAAAUUGUGUGUUCCUUUCUGCUCUGACAAUGGCAUGCCCAUUCGUGUGAGAUGUGGUGGAUGAAGAAGCACUUUGCUGAGGAGAGCCUUCAGGCGAGAAAGGGUCUUCAGGGACCGGUUGGACCCACUGGCCUUCCCUGACGACCAUCUAUAUGAAAGAUACAGGUUUUCUGCAGAUGGCAUCAGGUAUCUAUGCAGACUACUGGGUCCCAGGAUUAAGCACCGCACUGCACGGAGCCAUGCACUGAGUGUGGAGCAAAUGGUUUGUGUGGCCUUGCGCUUUUUUGCUAGUGGAGCCUUCCUGUACUCAGUGGGGGAUGCAGAACAGCUGAACAAGGCCACAAUUUGCCGCACAAUAAGGAGUGUGUGUCUGGCUAUCAAAGCAUUAGCAGAUGUCUUCAUCUCCUUCCCUGGCCACAGAAGACUCUGUGACAUCAAAGAGGAGUUCUAUAGGAUUGCAGGUUUCCCCAAUGUCAUUGGUGCAGUGGACUGCACACACAUAAGGAUAAAAGCCCCCUCAGGUGCCCAUGAGGCCGAUUUUGUGAAUAGGAAAUCCUUUCACAGCAUUAAUGUUCAGAUGGUCUGCAAUGCUGACUGUGUGAUCAGCAAUGUUGUGGCAAAAUGGCCUGGCUCAGUCCAUGACUCCAGAAUCUUUCGGGCCUCUGAAAUCUAUCACAAGGUGAAUUCUCUGGUGUGUUGCUGGGAGACAGGGGGUAUGGCUGCCAGCCUUUUCUCCUGACACCUUUCACAGACCCCCAGGAAGCACAGCAGGCCUACAACCAUGCCCAUGCCAGGACCAGGGCCAGAGUUGAAAUGACCUUUGGCCUCCUGAAGGCACGCUUUCACUGCCUUCACAAAUUAAGGGUCAGCCCUGUUAGGGCAUGUGAUAUUACUGUGGCUUGUGCUGUCCUCCACAAUGUGGCCUGCCUGAGGAAGGAGAGGGCCCCCAGAGUGCCACCAGCCAUGGACUGGGACAAUCCGGCAAUCUUCCCUGAUGACGACAGUGGUCGGCUGCUGAGGGACCAAUAUGUGUUGAAUUAUUUUAGUUAGUAUGUGUGCUUUCAAUUUUGGUUAAAUAUGUCCUGUGGUGGCAGAGGAAUUU